AUGGCAAAUCGAGACGAAAUAUGUAUUCAUAAAUACGCAAGACACACACAUACAUAUCGUACUUCCAAUGCUUAAGGUUGGUAACGGCAGCCUAAUUAUUUUAGGGAAAACGAAAAGCUUGUUUCAAGUGCAAGCGAAGCUAUGAUUUGCGUAAUAAUUACUUGAAAGAAAGCGAUUGUUCUAAGAGUUACAGCAUGGGGGCGGUUGAAUAAGAUUAUUAAUUAAACAAGAAACCAAUUGUGAUACUGUUAAAAUGUAAAAAGCAGGAUGUUGGAGCAUCAAGCCAUUGGCCCAUUGCCCAUUGUUGAAGAUGUUUACAAAAAGCUACAUUCUAAAACAUAAAGUUAGACCUACUUUAACGAACGCUCCCCUUUGUUCUAAGCCAAUUAUGUACAAAAUACUUAAAGAAGUAACAUUGGCGUCCUCUCCAUGUCAUCUACAUAAUUUACUAAUACCGGAUCAAUAAGAGAUGAUCCUUACUUGACCUCUACAGGAAGAACAGUUUAGAACUGAUAGAGCUAUCCAGUAUAAAUAAAGUUAGUUUAGUUUAGGUUUCCUCCUGUAGUAACACUGGAUCAAUAAGAGAUAAUCCUUACUUGACCUCUACAGGAAGAACAGUUUAGAACUGAUAGAGCUAUCCAGUAUAAAUAAAGUUAGUUUAGUUUAGGUUUCCUCCUGUAGUAACACUGGAUGAAUAAGAGAUGAUCCUUACUGGACCUCUAGGAAGAACAAUUUAGAACUGACAGAGUUAUCCAGUAUAAACAAAGUUAGUUUAGUUUAAUCUUGUCCUAGGGUUUCUAAUUCAUUGAAAGAUUUCAUGUAUUAUGCUAUACCAAUGUACUUUUUAAUAUACAUAUUUAUUUAAGUUUUCAUUACUAUGAACUAAACAUUUUAUUUUUUUAACAGCUUCAUGUGUGCGCUCAAAAAUACGAAUAACAAAUCAGGACCCACGUUUGUCCAUUCCGAAGCGAUACAAAAACUACAGUGAGUAUUAUGAGAGUGAACUUAAAGCAAUGGACCAUUUGCAUUAUAGACUAAAUUUUGAUCUAGACAAAAAUUUCAUCACAGCUUGAAAGAGCAUCACAAAAUUAGUAAUAUUCCAAAGUUUCGUUGCGAAAUGUUGUAAAAUGCGGAUAAUAUAGCCUUGCGAAGUUUGCCGUUUUUCAGUCAUUUUGUAUUACGCACGGGAAAUUGACAGCCCAAUCAGGUGUUGGGGCAUCAAUUUCCCGUUUUUAAUACAAAAUGACUGAAAAUUGCAAAUUUCCCAAGGCUAUACUAUUCGCAUUUUACAACAUUUCGCAACGAAACUUUGGAAUAUUACUAAUUUUGUGAUGCUCUUUCAAGCUGUGAUGAAAUUUUUGUCUAGACUUGUUUAGAUCAAAAUUUAGUCUAUAAUGCAAAAGGUCCAUUGACGUGUUUGUCAACCCGAAUAGACCUUUCCCCCCUUAAGUAAAAUUUUGAUUUAGACAAGUCUGGACGAAAAUUUCAUCACAGCUUGAAAGAGCAUCGCAAAAUUAGUAAUAUUCCGAAGUUUCGUGGCAAAAUAUUGCAAAAUGCGGAUAAUAUAGCCUUGCUAAGUUUGCCGUUUUUCAGUCAUUUUGCAUUACAAUCUAACAUUUUGCAUCUGAUUGAUCAUCUGAUUAUCAAUUUCCCGUUUGUAAUACCAAAUGACUGAAAAACGGCAAACUUCGCAAGGCUAUAUUAUCCGCAUUUUACAGCACUUCGCAACGAAACUUCGGAAUAUUACUAAUUUUGUGAUGCUCUUUCAAGCUAUGAUAAAUUUUUUGUCCAGGCUUGUCUAGAUCAAAAUUUCACUUAAAAGAGGAAAGGUCUAUUCGUCACCCAAAAAUUGGAAACUAAUUUUGGCGGCAUUUUGCACCAUGGCGCGCUCGUGUAAGGAAUAUCAGUAUAUCUGUUCCAACACACUUGGCUUUGUGUUGGGCCGCUAUGCUUCUUACUUAAAUUAACUAUGACAUUUUCAUUCAGCCAGGUACACCAUCAAAAAUUGAUCAAAAUGUCAAAUGUAUAAUAAUAAUUAGAGUUGAAGCUAUUUUGUUUCAGAUAUAUUAAUAUACUUCGGGAAAUCAUUGAAAAUAAUUUCCCUUUUUCCCCAGAAUUUGGGCAUCCAAAGGCGUCCAUUUUUUGUUCUAUGGGCGUCCUGGCUAAAAGCCUGGAUACCAACCAAGUUGCAUAAAGAUACUAGACUGGAGUGUUGAAACGUUGGAUCAUGAAUGUAAUUUGUUCAUGGAUUACAAAUCAAUCAUUCCUUGUUUGCAAUGACGUGACUUUUCAUCCAAAUGAUGAGCAAUCAAAAACUGGUGGACGAUUUUUCUCCUAUCAGAAUAGUUGUAGCGAGAAAACUGAAUGGUAAUUCAUCUUUUGAGUCUUAAACUGUCUCUGAACUCGAUCAAAACAUUAAAAUAGCAGUUUUUUGUUAUACUUGCCCGUCAACUGAAAUCCCACAAUUACGUGAUUGCAAACCAAGAAUUUUGUUAGACCAGAGUAGUAAAACAUGUCUGAUAUUAAACCUGGUUGCAUGAACACACCAGACUGGAGUGUUGAAUUGAUUACAUAUACUCAGGUUGCACUGAACCAAUUAACGUUACACUUUUAUAUUAGAACUAAUUUAGUAAUUUUAUUAUAUAAAGUAUAGUGCUUUAUGUACUAUUUAAAAAACUCGCAGGAGUGUUUUAUUAGGUUUAAAGCCACGAGCGCGCAGCGCGAGUGGCUUUAGACCUAAUAAAACACGACCUGCGAGUUUUUUAAAUGGCUUCAAAAACGUUUGCAUAAUAAGUCAAAUCUUAUAUAAAAAUAUUUAUAUAAAAAUCUUUAUAUAAAAAAUCUUUAUAUAAAAAUCUUUAUAUAGUUUGCAUAACAAUGGUCUUUUGUUAAAGUGUUCUUUAGCUGGUAUAAAGACGUAUGCACGUGACUAAUUUCUUACUCAAGAUUGGAUAAUUGCUUCAUGAAUUAUUAAUGAGUUUUUGAAAGAGAUUUCGAGCACUGAUAAAACUGAUAAUCUCACAUGUGAGAUUAUUUAUGAUAAUUUCACAUGUGAAAAUUAUCGCUUUUCAACUAUCGGCUUUUCUGUAAAAAUUAUCGCUUUUCAAAGACUACAUGUCCUUUCUAUAAUAAACUCGUUCGCUGCAUGCGCUCGCUCUUGAGAUAUCAUGUUCAACAUUCGAAAUCUGGUAUUUCCGCGCACCAUGCAUGUAUUAUUAUUCUCUAUUUAUACGUUGUUUUACAUAUUCUUCUAUAUAGUUUUCCGUGCGAAGUUCGAACAGUCUAAGCGAAAUGGUACAAACUGGACGCUAUUGAUUAAAGUCCUGUUCCAGUCUCCGUGUACGUCGAGACAGCUUCCCCCUGUAACACAUUUGCUGUUGGAAAAAUCCUGCAAAAAGAAAAUAAAAAAAAGCGAUGGCGAAGUUUUGAUUUUGGCCAAGAAGGUAAUACGAUAAACAAAGAGCCAUUCGACCAUCUCUCAUACCAAAAAAAACCCACACUGAAUCAUUUUUGAAGUCUAGAAUCUUUACUAAGAGGAUAAUAUUUUGUAUGUUACGUAACACGCCCUCAAAACUAACGAACAUACUUCUCCACUAUAUUCAAAUUUUUAAAUUUUUUAUACGUUUCUCGAGCGGCAAACAAACUUAAAAAGUAUGUUUAGUGCUUUAUCUGUAAAGUGAUGCUAAAAUGAAGAGAUUUUAGAUGGUACGCCAAAGAGAAAAUGAUGUCUGAAGUUCAGUAGGUUUUGCUAAUAUGGCUGUAUAAAUAUGGCGUCAAUUUUGCAGCAUCAAUAAUAAUUGUACUUAAAUUGACAAUAUUCAACUAUUACUCGGUGUUGUCCAACCGCCAGAAAACAUACAAAACAAAGCAAAAACAAAGUGAUUUUGAGAGGAACGUACGCCAUUUCCUUCAUUCUUAAACAUACAUAUCAAUAUUUUAUCAGCAACUCUACUCGAUAGUAUAUAGUAAAUAUAACUAUUAUUUUAUUUUUCAAGGGAAAGAAGCAGAUCGAUAUGGUGAUAAAGAAAAUCUAUAUCACGUCGAGCAAAGCUGAUAUGAAGAAGGCACUAAGGAAACACAAAUGCCCAUCGAAGAAGUAAGUAUAUACCCGAGGUAUAUAUGACUGCACGAAGCUGUCUGACCUUGAUAAAAUAUUUUCUCCCUCGCAGAAGGCUUCCAAGCCCAAAAUAUCUCCCAAUUUAUUUCACUGUAAAUAAACUCCCAAUUUACAGUGCGUGCGUUCAUCAAAACCAUUAAUGCAAUUUUGCACAGUAGCGACACAAGUCACCCAACUCCGUAAAUUUUCAAACAGCCAGACAAUUCUGGCACAAAAAACAUUCAAAAAGCAUUUGUGGUUGUGGUCUAAGGAAAUGCGAAUAUUUUUGAAAUAGUACGGGUAAUUUGACUAAUUUGCCAGGUAGAAAAACAUGAACAACAGUAAAGUACUAUUAAAGGUAGUUAAAUUAUGUUUCUCAAAAUUUUUGGAAUAUUUUCCUAUAUGGUCAAAAACAGAGUUGCGAAAAAGCUGUGGGUAUAUGCUUGUAUAUUUUGCGAUUUGAGAAAGCCACAAUUCACAUAAUUUUGAGGUUUCAAAACUUGAUCCAGGGCACAAAUUAAACUCGCUCGUUCCAGCUCUUAGGAUUAACGAACACAAUCUACGCCAUAAUAGGAGUUUUAAGGUUCCAGUUUGUAGAACUGAUCGCUUAUACCAUAAGAGUUUCAUACCGUCUGUAGCAUCAUUCUAUGACACGAAACAUUUUUGACUCUUAACUUUUAAUAUUCUUAAAUCGUAUGUUAUUACAUCACUCUAGUUAUACAGUAUUUCAUAGUUGAUAAACCAUUGUAACUUCUACUUUUAAUAUUCUUAAAUCAUAUGUUACUACAUAUUCUUAUUUAUAGUAUCUUACAGUUGUAAAACCAGUGUAAUUCAGUUUUAACUGCAAAAUUGGUUGUCAAUAAAACGAUUAUUAUUAUCAACCCCAAGGAAAGUCGAACACUUUUUGAAACUCUGGUCAAACACCACUUCCUGACAUCAAUGGGUGGUUUGGUCAACGCCUUAACCAAUUAUUUCUUUUAUUCAAAUUUAGACGAAACAACAAGAAGCAAUCGGGCAAUCAUAAAGGUUAA
Messenger RNA from Paramuricea clavata, 5127 nucleotides. The record is from the annotation of a GenBank genome assembly. Lineage: Eukaryota; Metazoa; Cnidaria; Anthozoa; Malacalcyonacea; Plexauridae.